AUUUUAGUUGUUAAAUCUAAUUCAUCUUCGCAAAGGGGUGGGGCUCUUCUUUGUCGACUUGGGUUUGACCCUCUUCAUACUUUGCAUGUGUCUUUGUGCGAUAUGUAUUUCUCCAAAAGUGAAAAUCAGAAUGCUAAAAAAUCAGACCCAUUAUUUGAAACAGCCUGUCUACUAAAUAAGAAAAUAAAGGAUCAAAUUAAAAAAAUACUACUUUUACAGAAAACAGGGCAAAUUAACUUAGAAAAAAUCCAACUGCUUGAAUUUGCUGAAGAAUAUUUUGACCCUCUAUUGUGGAAUUUUUUAUUUACAAUGCUACAUGGAUGUAAAACCAAUCAUAUUGAUGAAAAUGUUCUGAUGCUACAAUGUUCUGAUUCUAGUUCUCCUGGUUCUCCCAAUAAUCAUUUAGUACGCAAUGACUUGCAAUUGUUCAAUACAUUUAGUUCAUUACUAUUUGCUCAAAAUCCUCAAUGUAAAAACCCAUUGCCUAUGAUCUUAUCUGAUUUCUUAAGUAAAUUUACAGAAGAUUCAUCUUUAUGUCAUUCAGUUUUUAAUUCAUUCGGUGCUUCAACAAGUAAAAUUACUUUCAAACGGUUUCAAUCUAGUAUAGCCAAAAAAAUUGAUGAGGAAGGACCAGAACUUUGUGGUGACUCGGCAUAUUUUAUAAGUGUGGACAAUGUGGGAAAAGAUAAAAAAAACUGUAGGGGUAGGGCAGA
Molecule: messenger RNA, 713 nt
Organism: Owenia fusiformis
Lineage: Eukaryota; Metazoa; Annelida; Polychaeta; Sabellida; Oweniidae
Source: the annotation of a GenBank genome assembly